AUGAACGCCUUAGCAGUGCUGACCCUGGGCCUCCACGCCACGGCCGCCUUCGUCACCUCUGCCGGUCCUCAUUCGCGGAGCACCACUGCCGCCGGUGUCCACAGCGCCAAGGCGGCCAUCAGCACCAGCAGGGCUGACGCAAGCAGGAUAUUGGCCAGCACUGGCACUGGGUUUUUCGAAUCCCUCUUCGGUGGACAGAAGACGAAAGAGCAAAACAACUCCGGAGAGACGGCCCGGCUAAGCGAGGAACUUUUCGACUUUCUGACCGCCGAGGGCGCCAAGCCUGACGAUGUGGCUGUGAUGGAGAAGAUCGAAGAGCUAGAGGAUGGAUCGGUGACCAACAUUGCACAAGCUCUGGGCGACAAGCUGUACGUGACUGUAGACGGACAGGGGUCCCCGGCAUCUACGGAUACGGACCUACCGUACGAGGUCAACGUGGAGGUCUCCCGAGCAUGGCUUCACGCGCUGGGCGGGAAGAUACCGCUAGACUUCAUCAAGGGGAAAGGAACAACGUUCGUGGUGUACAACGACGCCAGAUUGAGGAUUUUCCGGUCCGAUACCGGUGGGGUUGUUGUGCAGACAAAAGCCGACGAGGUUGUGCCUGUGUGA
Molecule: messenger RNA, 609 nt
Organism: Ectocarpus siliculosus
Lineage: Eukaryota; Phaeophyceae; Ectocarpales; Ectocarpaceae
Source: the annotation of a GenBank genome assembly